This is a messenger RNA of Oreochromis niloticus (Nile tilapia), 3109 nucleotides long. It is a transcript of the gene rrp8, whose product is annotated as ribosomal RNA processing 8. Gene Ontology annotation, cellular component: nucleolus; rDNA heterochromatin; chromatin silencing complex. Gene Ontology annotation, biological process: cellular response to glucose starvation; rDNA heterochromatin formation; regulation of transcription by glucose. Gene Ontology annotation, molecular function: methyltransferase activity. The record is from RefSeq and is a predicted model, not a curated record. NCBI's taxonomy places the organism in Eukaryota, Metazoa, Chordata, Actinopteri, Cichliformes, Cichlidae. The transcript has 7 exons. The coding region runs from base 339 to 1958 and encodes 539 amino acids.
UACGUCAGUUAUGUGCGCCCGUAGCUCUGUUUUGCUCCCUUGACGCGCAUGACACCAAACCAACGUGGCUUUUGCUUGAGAAUAACUUUUUUUUUAAAGGUAUUACGUGUAGUUACACGUUCAUUAGAUAAAAUCGUUUCAUGCAAACAGCGGGAAGAGUUCCUCUGACACGUAGGUCAACUCGUUUUGCUGCCUGAGAAACAAACUCGUGAGUAGCUCAGACAUCAUAUAGGACUAUAGGUUAGCUCUCUGAUAGCAAAGAAGUGCGCUCGAAAGAUUUUUCAUCUCCAGCAGCGGUUUACAAAGGUGUGCGUUUUUCUAACAGGACACACAGAAACAUGUUUAAUGAGGAUGAAGACUGGAAUGAUGAACAAGAGGCUCAAGUUUUGAGUAAACCUGCCCUCAGUAACACCAAGAAGACAAGCAGUGGCAUCAAUGUGAAGCCCAAGGUUGUGGGUAAAAGCAGCCUGAUGCGGACACUGAAGACUUUGGGGCCAGUACCAGAGUGGAAGAGCGACAACCAUAAACAGGACAGUGAUGAAGACUCCGAAGAAGCUCCAUCAAACAUUAGGACAAAGAAGAAGAGAAGAAAAAAGAGAAAACUUGCAGAAAAACCAGAGGAGCAGCAAGAGAACACAGACCAGAUCCUAAAGGAGGAGAAACCUGCACCAAAAAAGAGGAAGAAAAACAAUAAAGCUGGAUCUUCAAAGGCAAAUGGCACAUCUUCAGGGGAGGAGAAGAAUAAAGAAAUGACUGAAUUGCUGGUGAAUGUAAACAAUCCACAGAACACAGAAAAGAUCAGUAGAAAACAGUGGAAAAACAAAAUGAAGAAUAAGAGGAAAUGUAAAAAUAAAUACCGCCAGAAACAGCCUGAGGAGGAAGUAAAUAAAGCAAAGUCUGUGGGUAAACACGAACUUAAGGAAGUAGUUAAACCUGAUUCACAUAGCAACGGCAACACUGGCAAAAACAAUCAAAAAAAGAAGAAGAAAAAUCAGAAACACCCUGAGGAGGCGAGUAAUGAGAAAGAAACAAAGUGUGUCCCAGUUCAAAAAUGUGUGCCUGAAUUUUCUGCUGAUGGAUCAGAACAGAAAACAUGUGAACCUGCAGUGGAGAUUAAAGUUAAUCAGCAGCAGUUCCCCAUGAAAAGACUGAAACCUGAGCAGAGCAAAGCUCAGAGUCUGAAAAGACAGAAGCUGCAGAGGAUGCUGCACAACCAGGAGACGGAGCACCACGAGACUCCUGCAGAGCAGGAAGAUAAGCCGGCAGCGUCAGAGGAAGAGGUGAAACAAGACCGCUCUGCCUCCCUCAGGUCCCGGAUGGAGCAGCGGUUGGAGGCCGCUCGUUUCCGCUACAUUAACGAAGUUUUGUACAGCACGUCCAGCGGUGAGGCCAAGCGUAUGUUCAAGCAGGACCCACAGGCUUUCUGGAUCUACCACAAAGGUUACACGGCUCAGGUUCAGAGGUGGCCCGCCAAUCCAGUGGACGCCAUCAUCUCUUACAUUCAGAAAAAACCUUCCUCUCUCGUGGUUGCCGACUUUGGUUGCGGUGACUGUAAAAUAGCGCGCAGCGUGAAGAACAAAGUUCAUAGCUUUGACCUGGCAGCCACCUGUGAGCUGGUUACGGUCUGUGACAUGGCCCACGUGCCUCUUAAUGACGGCUCUGUGGACCUCGCUGUGUUUUGUCUGUCCCUCAUGGGGACCAACCUGGCGGACUUUUUAGCAGAGGCCAAUCGAGUGCUAAAAAAGAGAGGAGUCCUUAAAAUAGCAGAAGUGGCAAGCAGAUUCGACAACGUGCGAAACUUCAUCACUGCACUGUCAAGUCUUGGAUUCAAGAUGGUGUCGAAGGACACAGAAAAUAGUCAUUUCUACUCCUUUGAAUUUGUGAAGACGGGAAAGGCUCCAGAAAAUCUGAAGAAAGUUGGGCUGCAGUUGAAGCCUUGUGUUUAUAAGAAGAGAUGAAGAUGUAAUAGGAAUUCAUAAAAUAACUUCUCUGUGCAUCAGUACAUAACUGGACAAUGCUUCAUGGAGUCACAGUUAAUAUACACUUAAAUGUAUCAUAUUUUUUGGUAUAUUUUUGAUACCAAAAACAGAGGUCUGUUUAUCAGUAUCAACGUGGAUGCACAGUUUCUCAGCACACAAUGCACAGAUCAUUGAUUGUAUGGUAUACUCAAAUACUGUAAAUAAGAAAUGUAUUUACAGUCCUGGAGUAAGUCACUGUGUUGGGUACAAAAUCAAAAAUAGCCUGGCGACAGUUUUCUAAGAGAACUCUGUAAGUGCUACAAUUGCUGUUGGAAAACCUUUAAAAGUCUUUAAAAAUAUAAACUUUUAAAAAUAAUUGUGUGUGAUGUCUGUGAUCCUUCAGACUCAACAUUUCAUUCCCUAACCCUAUUACAAUUACUGUAUAUGAACAAACAAUUGACUCCAUUAUUAUUUUCCACAAGAGGGCAUAACAGUGCUGCAGAGAAGCUGCAGUUCAGUCUAUUUACAGCUGAAUCACACAUAGUACAGAAAUGUAUUUAUAGCUUCACUCCUUUUGUCAUAGCAGAUGGUCCUGACUAAUUAAGCAUUGCAAAGACACUAGAAGGACUUUUUUUCAUGUUGGAGCAGUGUGACAGUCAUCAGUAUGUGGGACUAUUUGCUGUGCUUGUAAUGAGUUUGUUAAAAAUGUAAGAAGUUAAAGAUGAAAGAUAUUUACUUUGGAAUCACUUUAUUGACAGAUCAAAAAUAUACAUCUGAAAAUAAACUGUAAUAAUGAAAAAUUCAAGUAAGAUUUUUGUUUUUUUUCUAAAAGUGCAAAUUUUAUGCAUUUGAAUAAAAAAGCCAGCAAGUGCCCCAAACUGCAGUUCCUAAGUGCUGUUGAAGCUAGCUCCAAAAGGGAGUGGCUCAUGUUGAAAUAUUUACAGGAUGGUGAAAAAACCCCAGUUUUGAUUUCUACGGAUGCUUUUCCCUUUCAUAACAACUCAAGGGUGGAUGCAUUUUGCAUUUAAUUUUUGUAUUUAAUUGUUUUAAAUAAGUCAUCCAUCUUAUUACCUUGUGUGUGUCUGCAGACGUAGUUGUAACCUGUUCCGUUACAGAACUGGACUUUUUGUGCUGUCUAGUAUUAUGGCCUG